UCCGCGGCUGACUUUCAUCCGCCGCCUCGGUCUCGGUAUUCGCCAUGGGUCCCGCGUUAUUAUUUAUUGUUCUCGGACUGCUGCCGUUGGCGAGUGCCGGCGUCGCCAAGCCGAAAGGACUCUGCAAGACGGUCGUGGAUCGCCCAAUGGCGUCUUUGAUCUUGCGAUGCACCCAGCUGACAAACGUGAAGACGCUGGAUCGGGCGAGCAGAAACCUGACGGCCAUUGAAAUCACGGACUCGGAAAUACCGAAUUUGCCGGGGUUCCUCUUCGUAAAAUUCCGUGAAAGAUUGGCGAAGCUAGAUCUCCAUGGAAUAGGCAUACAAACGAUCGACCAGUUUGCGUUUAGAGGUUUGACGAAUCUGCAAGAGCUGCUACUAUGGGGCAACAAAUUGGAGGUGCUGGACGGAGCCCUGUUCGCGGAGACGCCGAGUCUGAAGGUUCUCGACGUGUCCUUUAACCAAAUCCAGGUGAUCCACUACCAGGUGUUCACGUCGCUGCCGAAUCUGGAGAGCUUCUACUUCGACUACAAUCAAAUUAAGAUGAUCGACUACUCGAUGUUGGCGUACCUAGAAAACCUUAAAAACGUCAAGUUCGAGAAGAACCCGCUGAACUGGGGGUACCGGGCUCACUUAACGUGGCAAUUGGACAAUCAGCGCGUGAAGUACACCGAAGAAUGGGAGGACUGGGCGUGGAUGAAUGCCAUGAUCAAAGAAUGCGCCGUGAGCGGGCACGGCGAAAUACCGAAAGACACGAUCCUCGACUGCGUAGUCGGGGAAUUGCUAGACUUCGCGCACGAAAUAUUUUCCACGGAGACGAGGCAACAAAAGGACGAAUGUGCCAUUAAAGCGGGACGGGUGGCGAGGUGCAUGAGACCCCGGAAUGUUACCGGUAACACCGAUAACGAGACCGUCAGGAGGAUCCUCGAAGGCUACGCCGCUGUCUUAGUCCCAACCACUAAGGCGCAAGGACGAUUUUCGAUGCGGUUCUUCAAUUAAUUGUAAUAGUCUUCCGAUAACUACGAGAACGUGGCUAUUAAACGCCGAUAACAUCAUCUGUAGCAGCAACUUCCGACGAUGAUUAUGUUUCUAUUAAUUCAAACGCUACACUGUAUUUCUAUUAAUUCCUACGAGAGGGAUGAGAAACGUUAGGCAUUGAUUUAUGGUAGAGUUGAGUCAUACCUAACUGUUGAGUGAACUAUUAAUAAGUGUACAUUAUUAUGUAUCUGACUUUUCAUAUUCUAUAAACACUCAAAUAGCUAAUUGAACAAUCGGACUUACAAUUUUGUUGUAUAACGUCGGAUAACAGUAUUAAAGAAUAUUCUAAUGCCAAGGUA
This is a messenger RNA of Megalopta genalis, 1336 nucleotides long. RefSeq lists its product as uncharacterized. NCBI's taxonomy places the organism in Eukaryota, Metazoa, Arthropoda, Insecta, Hymenoptera, Halictidae. Gene Ontology annotation, cellular component: plasma membrane. Gene Ontology annotation, molecular function: protein binding. The record is from RefSeq and is a predicted model, not a curated record.